UGGAUUUAUAUGUUUGUGAGAAACGUAUUGGAUAUUGGAUCUUGUUCUGCGAAGUUUACUUAUCUGAAGGUCGUAUUUGGGACCGGUAUUAGGUUUCCUGUACGGCACUCACUUCUUAUGCCGUGAUUUUAUUUGGAUUUUAUGGUGUUUGGAUAAUAUCAAAAAUGACAGAUUGGUUUCAUAGGAAUCAUUUGAAGGCUACUGCUAAGUUUGAUUUCGACUUUGGUGCAGUCGCUAGAGAUUUAAGCUGCAAAACGCUAUGCAGUGAAGCUGCAAAACGUCGUCUUGAGCUUCUCAAACUAAUAUCAAAUCCUUCAGUACCAUGUGAAUCAGUUCUAACCUCCGUAAAUCGAUACUUACAAUUAUUGAUGGGAUUCAUUAUUGCAACUGAUAAUAAAACACCAUACAGUAAAUUAAGAGAUCUUGUUUGUGUGAAAUGGUGUGAUAGUAUAAAACCAAAGGGUGAACCAAUUGUUCGUUCAGAUGCUAUCUUUGAAUUAUAUUCAAUAAUUUUCAAUGUUGCUUUAUGGUAUACUAAACAUGCAGCAAAAGUUGCUUCUAAUGAAAAUGUUUCAGAAGAUGAAGCUAAGGAUGUUCAUUUAUCACUUAGAACAGCUGCUGGAUUAUUUAAUUUAUUACGAACAAAAUAUUUGCAUGAGUUUACAGGAUUUGUACAAAACAGUGAUCUAGAUCCGAAUAUUUUGGAUGCGUAUAUAAAUCAAUCUUUAGCGGAGGCUCAAGAAAGUAAUGUU
Schistosoma turkestanicum is the source of this 752-nucleotide messenger RNA. NCBI's taxonomy places the organism in Eukaryota, Metazoa, Platyhelminthes, Trematoda, Strigeidida, Schistosomatidae. The record is from the annotation of a GenBank genome assembly.